Messenger RNA from Salpingoeca rosetta, 6107 nucleotides. RefSeq names its product myosin VIIa. Gene Ontology annotation, cellular component: cytoskeleton; myosin complex. The record is from RefSeq and is a predicted model, not a curated record. The transcript is spliced from 32 exons. NCBI's taxonomy places the organism in Eukaryota, Choanoflagellata, Craspedida, Salpingoecidae. Gene Ontology annotation, molecular function: ATP binding; protein binding; cytoskeletal motor activity. The coding region runs from base 27 to 5606 and encodes 1859 amino acids.
UCAACACUUGGGCCCGUCCGAUAGGGAUGUCGUUCUUCGAAGACGGAAGCCGCGUUUGGGUGAAGACUGCCGAGACCUGGGUGCCCGCAGUGGCCGCAGGCAACGAUGGCACUCAAUCCUCCUUCAAGGCCGACGACGGCCAGGUGCAUGUGGUGCCAAACGAGUCCAUUGGCCCAGACACCGUGACCGCCAUGCACGAGACCAGCCAGAACGGCAUGGAGGACAUGGCCCAGCUCGCAGAUUUGCACGAGGGUUCCCUCCUCUACAACAUUGCCCUGAGGUUCAAGCAGAACAAGAUCUACACGUACAUUGGGUCCAUCCUCUCCGCCGUCAACCCGUACCAGCGAUUCAACGAACUCUACGGUCCAGAGAAGAUUGAGGAGUACAAGGGCAAGACCAUUGGCGAUCUGUCUCCGCACAUUUACGCCAUCGCCAACGAGGCGUACCACGCCAUGUGGAAGAACGAUGCAAACCAGGCCAUCCUCAUCAGCGGCGAGUCUGGCGCAGGCAAGACCGAGUCCACCAAGUUCAUCCUGAGCUUCCUGUCGCAUCUCAGCAACACCAUCAACGACUCCAAGGGCGUUACCGCCGCCAAGAACUACGAGGAGCAGAUUGUGCUCAGCAGCCCCAUUCUUGAGGCAUUUGGCAACGCAAAGACCGUCUACAACAACAACUCCUCCCGGUUUGGCAAGUUUAUCCAGCUGGCCUUCUCCUCUGGUGGCACAGUGGAAGGCGCAAAGAUCAUCGACUACCUCCUCGAGAAGAACAGGGUUGUGCGCCAGAACGAGAACGAGCGCAACUUCCAUGUGUUCUACUGCCUGCUUGCGAGCGACAAGCUGGACAAGCUGUACCUUGAGGCGGACCCGAGCAAGUACCACUACACGUCGCAGUCUGGCGUGUGGACGGCGGACGGCAUUGAUGACGGCGAGGACCACGCGCGCCUGCUCAAGGCGUUUGAGGCCAUGUCCUUCACGCAGGAGCAGCAGGACGACAUCUUCAAGAUCCUCGCAGCCAUCCUCAUCCUCGGCAACGUCAACUUUGUCAACCAGGGUGGCGCGCACGUUGUGACGCGCGAUGUGCUGCAGCAGUGCUCGGAGCUGCUCGGCGUGGAGGCGGACGACGUUGCCGAGAUUCUCACCCAGCAGAAGCGCGUUCUUCGCGGCGAGGAAAUCUUCACCCCGCUCGAAGUCGACCAGGCUGCGGACUCGCGGGAUUCGCUUGCAAUGGCGCUGUACGCGCGCACGUUCAAGUGGAUCAUCUCCAAGCUCAACCUCUCCCUCAAGGGCCAGGAGUCGUUCCACUUUGUCGGCGUCCUCGACAUUUUCGGCUUUGAGAACUUUGAGCACAACUCCUUUGAGCAGUUCAACAUCAACUACGCAAACGAGAAGCUCCAGCAGUACUUUAACAGGCACAUCUUCUCCCUGGAGCAGCUUGAGUACAACAAGGAGGGCAUUGACUGGAGCGACAUUGACUGGGUGGACAACGCCGAGUGCCUUGACCUGAUUGAGCGCAAGCUCGGCGUCCUCUCACUCAUUGAUGAGGAGAGCCGCUUCCCCAAGGGCACCGACAACAGCCUCCUCGUCAAGCUCCACUCCUCCCACGGCAACGAGGACUCGCCGCACUACAUUCGGCCGCGCAUGCAGAACACGCUGUUUGGCAUCCGCCACUUUGCCGGCGACGUCAUGUACGACGUCUCUGGCUUCCUCGAGAAGAACCGCGACACCUUCAGAGAGGAUCUGCUUGAGGUGCUUCGGGAGAGCAACAGCGAUUUCGUGUACGACCUGUUUGAGCACGACUCGUCUCGCGGCGGCGGCAAGCGGCCCGGCACCGCCCGCAAGAAGCCAACCGUCAGCUUCCAGUUCAAGGAGUCGCUACACCACCUCAUGUCGAUGCUUGGCGUGGCCUCGCCCUUCUUCGUGCGCUGCCUCAAGCCAAACACCAAGAAGGUUGCUCAGCAGUUUGAGCACAACAUCGUCCUCAACCAGCUCCGCUACUCUGGCAUGCUUGAGACGGUGCGCAUUCGCCGCGCGGGCUACCCUGUCCGCAGGGAGUUUUCCGACUUCCUCUUCCGCUACCGCGUGCUGUCCAGCGGUAUCGACAGCAACCUGCCCAUGCCCGACCAGAGCAAGGCCCUCCUCGCCAAGUUUGACGCAAACGCCAAGGACUGGCAGAUUGGCAAGAGCAAGGUGUUCCUGCGGGAAGGGCUUGAGGUUGAGCUUGAGAAGGAGCGGCACGUGAGCCUCAAGGCGACGGUGCAGAAGAUCCAGGCCGUCAUCUUGGGCUAUAUCCAGCGCAAGCGCUACAAGAUUAUGCUGCGCAACGCCCGCCGCAUCCAGGCGUGGGUGCAGAUGGUGCUCACGCGCCGGCAGUACCUCAAGGAGAAGGCGGCGGCCAUCAAGAUCCAGGCCGUGUACCGCGGGUACCGGGCCCGCGUGCUGCGCGCCCAGCUGGAGGAAGAGCGACGCAUCGAGGAGGAGCGCCGCCGCGAGGAGGAGCGCCGCAGGGAGGAGGAGCGCCUCGCCGAGAUUGCGCGCCUGGAGGCCGAGGCCAAGGCGGCUGCUGAGGCCGAGGAGCGGGAGCAGCAGGAGGCGCAGCGGCGGCUUGAGGAGGCCCGGCAGCGGCAGGAGGAGGAAGCAAAGCGCAGGCAGGAGGAAGAGGCGCAACGAAAGGCAGACGAGGACCGCCGCCUCGCUGAGGCCCGCGAACGCGCAAAGGUGCUGGAGCAAGAGCAGCGGCAGCGCGAGGAAGAGGCCCGUCGCAAGGCCGAGGAGGAGCGGCUUGCAGCAGAGGAGGCCGAGCGGCAGCGGCAGAUGGAGGAGGAAGCGCAGCGCCUUGAGGAGCAGCGCAUGGCGGAGGAGGCCCGCCGUGAAGAGGAGCGCAUGCAGGCGAUGCGCGACGCCGAGGCCGAGGCCGCGCUUGAGGAGGCCGAGGGCAUGAUGGACGAGGAGAUUGAGGAGGAGCACCACGAGGGCUACCUCGCCAUGUUCCGCGGCGUCCUGCAGAACCUCAAGAGCAAGUGGUGCGUGCUGCACGGCAACACGUUCAUGUUCUUCAAGAAGCAGCAGGACUCGAUCCACGCGGGCUUCCUCACGAAGAUGGGCGGCGGUACGAGCACGCUUGGCCGCAAGAACUGGAAGCGGCGCUGGAUGGCGCUCAAGGGCGGUAAGCUGCACUACUACCCGUCUCAGGACGAGAAGGACGAGCUUGGCGUUGUCGACAUUCAGAACUGCAUCGAGAUCAUCUGCGACGACCUUCCCCUCAAGAAGGAGCACGCCUUUGCCAUCGACACGGGCAAGCGCACGUACUUCAUGUAUGCGGACUCUGAGGAGGAGCGUGAGGAGUGGCUUGAGAUCCUUGGCAUGGUCAAGGGCAAGAGCGACGCCGAGCUCGCCCAGAUGAUGGAGACCGCCAGCGUCAACCCACGCAACGCCCAGGGCACCAUUGACGUGGACGACAUUCUGUCUGUGGGUCCCGCGCACUCGGACAUUGACGGCCAUCCAUCGUUUGUCGUGAUGACCGCCGAGCGCGUGUACAAGUUUGUGGCGCGCGACCAGGGCGAGAUGCAGGCGUGGAUCAAGGUCCUCAGCCCCAAGAAGCGCGACCCAACAAGCGACCUCGACGGCGGCGACACGGCUGUUGUUGAGCGCGGGUGGAUGCUCAAGGCUGGCGGCAAAGGAAACGCCUUCAAGCGCCGCCGCUGGUUCAUCCUCCGCGGUGAUGUCAUCAGCUACUACAAGACCCCGGCGGACGAUCUGCCUGUUGCGACCAUCCCGCUCAACUCGCUGUGCUCCGUGAUUCCGCCUGACGAGGCUGAGGCUGCACGCGCCGGCGAGUGGACGUUCACGGUGCACUCCCGCCACAAGACCUUCUACCUCACCUGCAAGACCCAGGCAGAUGCCAACCGCUGGAUCAACGCCAUCCAGGAUGUGAUUGACAACUCGCCGCUGAUGGAGAUGCCCAUGGAGAAGCUGAUUGACGAGCUCAAGCUCGCGUCCCCACAAGAGGCCGACCAGAUCUACGCCACACACAAGCUGUUGACGUACUCAUCCAAGCCGCUCAAGGGCUCGCUGCUGCCGCUGCCGUACGGCGAGAUCACGUCUCCGUCUGGCGCCCGCGCGUACGAGACGCUUGAGGCUGAGGCGGUGAAGCUGAGCGCAUCGCUUCUGCCAGCGGUGGAGACUGGAGGCCGUGGCGGCCGCUUUGGCUCUCCGGAGAACCCGGCUGAGCUCAUCCGCAACGUGCUGCAGCUGUGCUUUGAUGUGCCCAAGAUGCGCAACGAGGCCUACUGCCAGGUGAUUGUGCAGACGACCAACGCACCCAACCCUGGCUCCCAGCUCAACCUCACCCACUGGCACCUGCUGGCCGCCAUGUGCUGCUCCUUCCUCCCCUCGCGCAAGUUUGUGCGCUUCCUCCGCUUCCACCUCAAGCGCACCAUCGACCACCUGGAACAGGUUGGCGAGGAGGUGGUGAACAUUGCUGCGUUCUGCCUGGAGGCGCUCAAGCACACCAAGACGCGCGACUUCCCACCAUCCACAAAGGAGAUUGAAGCCAUCAUGUCUGGCAAGGGCCUCUCCUGCACCGUGUUCUGCGUCAACGGCAGGACGGUGGACAUGCCCAUCACCUCCAGCACCACGUGCGCGGAUGUCAUCAACUACGUCAAGGAUGAGCUCGACCUGACGCAAUGCCGCAACGGCUUUGGCCUCUUUGAGACGUGCGGCUCCGUCAGCAAGUACCUCGAAGAGAAGUACACGGUUGCUGAUGUGCUGUCCAAGUGGGAGAAGUACGAAGCACACGGCAUCAACCCUGAGGGCGGCUCCUGGCGCCUCACCUUCAAGCUCUUUGCCUUUUACGACCCCAUCGCUCCAGACCUCUCCAUCACCGAGAAGGAGUUCCUGUUCGAGCAAGCGUUUGAGAACGUGAUGAACCACCGCUUCCCCGCUGACGACGCCACGCACAUCAAGCUCGCUGCCCUCCGCACGCAGUACGUCGUUGGCGACCACGAGGCCGGCGCGUACAUGUCCUCGCUCGUGAAGGUGCACCCUGCCCAGCAGCCGCAGCUGCUCGCAGACACGGCUGCAACCGGCGGCAGCACCCUCAAGCGCGCUGGCACCAUGAUCAAGGGCACGCUCAAGGGGCUUGGCCGCAACACCAUCCGUCGCCUGCGUGGCGGCACGCUCAAGAAGUCGGAGCAGGUGUCUGAUGCCGAGCUGAAGAAGAUCAACGACAAGAUUGUCAAGGACUGGGAGCACAUGCGCGGCAUGUCCAAGGACGACGCGCGCGAGGCGUACAUGCAGAUUAUCCAGGCCUGGGAGGGCUACGGCUGCAACCUGUUUGAGGUGGUGCAAACCACCAAGAAAGAGUGGCCAAAGGAGCUCUGGCUGGCCAUCAGCCUGGAGGGCGUUGGCAUCUUCCCCCGCAACCAGUCGCAGCGUCUUGCGUUCUUCAAGUACGAGACCAUCCUCAGCUUCGGCGCUCCGCAGGCCAACCAGUACAAGAUCCUUGUUGAUGGCGGUCCAGGCGCCAUGGUCUUUGAGACCAACAUGGUGCUUGAGAUUGCCAAGUUGAUGAAGGAGUACAUCAAGGAAAUCGUGCAUCGUCGUGGUUAAAGCCUUCCUAGCUCCUCCUCAGUCUGCUUCCUCUUUUUCAUUCUCCUGUUUCCACUUUGCUGCCCGUGUCCUGUCGUGCCACUUUGUUGCUCGUGUUUGUGUUUUCAGUUCCUCGAUCGUGUUCAUUGUCCUGCCCCUUUGCCAUUGUGGUCUGCAUGCUUUUCGGCUCUUUGUUGGUUACAACCCCCCCUCCCCUCACCGCUGCUAUGUCGCUUCUUCACCCACGAGCACCACGCAACAUAAUCCUCCCACGCCGAUCUUACUUCAGCCUAAGUCCCUUGGUGUUUGCUCUGUUUGCUCGGGAGUUUGUGUUGGAUCCCUCUUCUUGUGAGUUGUGAGUUGUUUGUUGUUGUUUUGUGUUGUUCGUACUGGUUUUGUGUGUCCCCUCGCCCAUCUCCUUUUGACUCUGCCCCGCCCCCCUUCUCCUCCCAAACACUGCACCAAGCUCCUACCCCAGUUCUCAAACACUAAAGCAGCGACCCAUCAAAACGUGUGCUUGCC